AUGGAUACGAGUACUUUCACUGUACUGCAGACCGGAUACGAGCACGCUAUACGAGAAUUCUCUGCCAAAGUCCAACAACUCACUACGAAGACGGCGAAAACAGCGUGCGGGCGAGAGUAUAUUCGAAUCUCAAAGCUCAAAGAGUGGCUUGAAAGCGAGACGAGGUUACAAGUUCAGGGAUGGACGGAACCACGGGAAACACAUCAAAUAACGCGUCUAUUGCAUGCUGCGUACAGCCAGUACACUGGCCAGCCCCGGAAAGAACAAUUGACAGGAGAGAACUCUUGUCUAAUUGUCUUUAGUAUACUUCUUCAACUGGGACAAGGCCAUCUCAUUCAUAUUCUCAAGAGAAGUCACAAAGUGGUUGAUUCGCAUCUGCCGAUCGACCUACCCACCUUACAACAUGUUUUCAAGAAGGAGAUCUUGCCAUACCCGGAGAAUCUGGCAGAGGAUUUUAAUAAGGAGCAAUGGAAGUUCUGCCCUGCGAAGUUUGAACUCGGAUUGGAUAUGAACUUCGACGAGGAUCAUAUCUUACCGAUAUACAAGAAAAUGAAAAUCAACGAAAAGGGGGGAACUGCAACCAUUUGGCAAAUAUCAGUGAUGGAAGAAUUUGUUGGUGUUAGAUUGCGUGACGCUGUAAAGAGCGCGCGGUACGAAGACCCAGAUUAUGGACCAUGCUAUGCGCUUGUUUUAAAGGCAUUUGAGUCGGAGAAAAGGGCCAUAUUUGUCAACGAAAGGCAUGCAUUUUCCAAGCUAGGUUAUGAAAAUGGUAACAUGAUACGAUUCCUUGGUGAGUAUCGCCAUAGGCAAACCCAUCACGCCGAACAAAGCGAGCGAGUAGAAGGAGAACUUGUUAUUUUGAAGACGACGUACAACAUCCUCCUUGAGUUUGGGGAGUGUGAUCUUGCCGAACUUUUCGCAAAGAAUGUACCCCCUGUCCACUCUAGUGAGAUUGAGGCCUUUUGGCGAGAUAUAUUCGAGGUAGCCGACGCAAUAAGAGACAUGCACAAUCUCCGAACCAACAAUGAUGGAAUGAUCAAAGAGUACUGGGGGUGGCACGCAGACAUCAAACCAGACAAUAUUUUACAAGUUCAAGGGAAGUUCAAAUUGGCGGAUCCAGGCUUCGCCCGCUUUGUGGAAAAGCCAAAACAGGGCGAGAAAGAAGAGGAAGUAGCUGCUCUACGUGCACCCCCACAAGUUCUGCUGGGAGGGACCACUACUUAUGGUGCCCCUGAGCAAUACUCGCACUCUUCGCGCCUCGAGAACCCGGUUGAUCAGUCCAUCGACACCUGGUCGCUUGGCUGUGUGUUCUCGAUUACCGCCACGUUUGUGGUGCUUGGCUAUCAAGGCGUUCAACAGUACAGCAAAUUGCGAGCUAAAGCAAUCAAAGAUCAAAUUACAAGUCAGGAGGUCCAACCAGAUUUGGGACCUGAGACUACAGCUCUUAACUACGGAGAUUACUUCCACAAUGGUUUCAACGUCCUUAGUGCUGUCACUAGUUGGCACGAUUAUCUGCGCCACUGCAUGCGGUCUACAGAUAAAAUCACAUAUCAAGUGCUUAAUCUAGUAGACCGUGAUAUGCUAGUUGGACGUGAAUCUAGGAGCAAGACGUCGACAGAAGCAAUAUGUAAAGAGCUUUCCCACAUCCUCAGUCAAAACAAGAGCCGGCCACAAGCUUCACUAUUAUCACCAAUUAUGGCUUUCCUCAAGGAGCUCGAUGACGACCCGGAAGAGAUGAUCGACGAUUCAUCUUUUGUGACUGUUCUUGGCAGCGACGAUAUUCAGGGCAAUACACCUCAAGAUAUACAGAAUCGCAAGAAGCUUCGCAAAAGUCAUCUUAUUCAAACGAAUCAUCGCUCACACAUGAAAGUACCGAUUUCUCGUCGCCAGGAUGAACUCGAGGGUGCUCAUAGUUUCAUUAACACAUCGAUACAGGUUGAAGAUACCUCCAUGUACUCUAAAGCGCCGUCUGCUUAUUACAAGCAUGAAACUCAAAGUCCGGAGCAGAGGACAAGCUCUGAGACUACACUGACCAUGUCUCCAGGGCAUACACACAUUCAAGCGAAACCGAGAACUGAAUACGUUGUCGCUACUCCAGCUCUGAAACUUACAUCACAGAAAGCCAUGUGCCUGAUCAACCACGUCUUUCUGCCACCAGUACUUCCCGAACAAAACGAUCUCUCGACCGAGGACGACGAUCUGCUUAUUGAAGCUGUUAGCUGCGCGCUUGAUGAAUUCCGGGCAUGUCUUAGCCAAGAUAAUCACGAGGCAAUCGAUACGGCCGCCAGCGGCUUAGCUGCCCUUGCGCAUGUACGGGAUUCCGCUGGCCAUAUCGAUGAAAGCCGCUUGCAGAAAGUUAUGGCUGGCGAUGCUUUCACAGGGAAAGACUUCAUUCUUCCUUUGUAUAUUGCAGCUCAAAAUGCCGCUGUUAUCAUUAAACGCAAGGACGCGCGUUUCUGUAUUGAGACAUUCGAAGUCGCCCCAGCCGAUGAUUCUGUUGUAUCAACUCGCGGUCGCCUGCGGCGGUGCUUCCCUGGUCCAGCGGCCAUAAUUGAUCAAUCCACCUUUAUCGACUCAAAGUUUCGGGGAAUGCUUUUACAAAUGCUGUCCAAGUUAAGCCAGGAAACAAUCCCGGAGAUGAUAACACCAGGCAAUACUACAAACCCACGGCUCAUCACCGAAUUAUUAGCAAGCAUGUUGGGGUCGAUGGGAUCGUUUGCUUCUCAUAGGAGACUUUGGAAGAACACCAGAGAAGAAUCAAUCAUUUCUGCUGUUUCUAACCCCUGGAGGAGAUCACCUUUAUGGUUGAUGAUUCGUGUCACCCUGCACAGAGUUCUCGACAACCUCGACUCAGAUACUCCUCAAAGUCUUUACAAACCAUUCAUGGUCUUCUUCAUGGGCUACAUUGCGAAGAACGCUGCUGGUUUGAAUUUGCAAAGCGACAUUGUCUACUGCAUGCAUGCGAAGAUUUCUCGACGGCUGAUUAAGCUGAAACCUGAAGCAGAUCAAAUUUGGCUCCAGCAUACAGCCAAGAUUUUGAAGCGGUCGACUGGUACGAUUCGUGACAGGUGGCAUAGGAUUGUUCGCCAAUCUGACCCUGCUUCUCACUGGUCUGCUCUUGAGACUUUGGAUCUUGAUCAGGAUGUUAUGAUGGACCUUGCUGAACUUCAUGUUCACAUCUCCGCAAUCCAAAAGCGGGAGCCCGUCUCGGCUACAAAAGCAUUCAAGCCUAGGGAUAGUAUAACGUCCUAUGAUGCGAAGUCACUUCCGGAGAUUCUAGGCCCAUUUUCCGAUGAAUACAAAACACAAGAGUUGGCCUUGCUCGAAUCCUGGGUUGAAAUGAAUCUUUCAGAGUGGAUGGAAGACAACUAUCAAUCUGCCUCAUUUUGUACCCAGCUCUUGGAUUUUAUGGUUAGCUAUAACGCUAUAGCCUCAGAGCAUUAUGCUCGUAAUCCAGAAGCCUUGUCGCACAUGAUCCUAACGCUAGUCGAGCUUUGGAUCGCGUGCGACAAAGCUGUAAUCCGAGAUUGCAACCUUAUGGCCGACUACGAUCCUGCGAUGCCCCAAGAGCUACUUCAAUCACUAGUACUACCUUUGCGGUCGCAGGCUCGGCGACUUUUAAAAGUCGAAACAUAUUUGAAAAAUCGUCAAAGGAAGGCUGACGCGAGUUUGCCGUAUGUGUUAUCUUCCAAUUACAGUGCCAACUGCUUUGCUGCCAGGUAUGUUCGGCAAUCUCCACGUCAUCAAAAGCUCUGGGUGCAAAUUUCCGAGAGCGCCACUGAGCAAAAGCAACGAAAAGUUCAAGAGUUCAGGAAUUGCAAGAAGGAGUAUAGUCACCUCAUGAGUCGAGCUCACAUGUAUCCUUGCUAUUGCAGUGUUAUUAGAAGCUACAGUGUCUGUAAAAGAUGCACUAAAGAGAAUGAAGCUUCCAAAAUAUCAAUAUCAGUCCAUGAGUGGCCGCUACCGAGUGAGGAGUCCAAAGCUCAGUCUAUUGUGUUUGAGCUUGACGUUCCUAACGCGCUCGCUGCAUGGCGGGAGACUGUGAUAUUCAUGAUUGGCGAUGUUUUCCAAUGUCAAGCAAACCAGCAAGAUAAACCUAGCAUGGGAAUGCCCUUGCAAUCGGAUCCAUCAUUAAAACCCUUUUUCCAAAACCCUGGCAAUCGGGAUUUCCGAACACGCUUGUGGUCAUCGACCACCCGGAGCGAUAAACGGUUGCGUGUCAAAGACGUGGAUGAAAACAUGCUCUUUUUGGAUUGCUCUCCACGUUAUGCUUACCUCGACUCUAAAGUUGGCAACUGGAUGACAGGAUGGACUGUCAAGUAUGAUAUAGCGAGCAAUUUCAUGUACAAAUUACCUUCAGCAGUUCUCCAAGCAUUCAUAUACCGACCCCCUGACGACCCGAAUGGGCCGCCCCCAAAUUAUGUCCUUGCUAGACUAUCAGAACGUCCCGAACAUAUGACCCGUGACGAGUUCAAAGCUCUGGCAUCCAUUCCUCUCGGGUUCCACAUACAAUGGAUGAACAUAUUGACGCAACUAAGGAUGCCAGAGAUUGAGUUCAAUAAGAUAGAAACCUGCGUAAUAUUUCUGCAAGUUCUGCAUCAAGUUGGCCCUUCUGACGAAUCGCUUUCGAGGGCAAGCCAUCGGCUUCUUGAAGAUGAAGACUUUGCAUCCGCAUUACUGGAAGCCUUGGAAAUCUCGUUGGCCCGUAUCAAAGGAAAUUGGCUACUAUCAUACGAAUUGGCAAUCUUCAUCUGGACUUCUGCUAGACUUCUCGCUAUCAACAGGCUUCCACAGCUCUUAGCCCGGAAUUUGCGGUUUCUUUCGGAAGCCCGCCAAGUUGCUUUUGGAUGGAUGCGCCAAUUGCGAGAAAAGGCACACGCCACGACCCCUGACGAAAAGCGCUUCAAGCUUAAACAGAGAGUAGUUCAACUUGCGCUUAUUUGCAUAAGUAGCAUGGACGUAGACUCAGACAUAAUGCGCAAUGUGUUGUUCGAUGACCAAGCCACAGAAUCUCCUGAGAGCGCCGCUGUCGUUCUCAUUGAGUGUUCCAUCACAAUCCAAGAGUCCGUGCUACCAAAAUCUGAAGAUGGGGAUGAGUUGUCAAAUUUGCUCCGGGAACGUUGGAAGCGACUCUCUUGUCGUGUUCUGCAAAUCAUCAAGGAUGCGAUACUUAAUGGAAGUCAAUGCCUAGAUGAAGCUAUUCUCAUGUCUUGGUCAGCAUAUCUACCAGGAGGUUCCUGGACGGCUCUUUCCGAACCAAUGGGUCACUGGAUGGUCACCACGAUGCCCUAUACUUACGGUCAGAAAAACUUGGAAGUAUCAUACAAUUUCUUGACAGCGCAACUUCUUGUGAGUGGUCUUCCGGUGGCCCGCCUUCCUUCUCAGUACGAGAGCCAUCCGUUGUACAGCACCUUCUUUGGCGACUCUGCCAUUCAGGCCAUGUCUACCUCGGAGCCUGGAAUGCAAUUUUCAGCCAAAAAGUCAUACCAUGGCUAUGCUAUGCACCUUGGGCUCCACGAAAGGUCUGAGUCUACCUGUCCUGACCUCCUUCUUCGGGCGGUGAAGGACGGUGUUGAAUAUGAUCUCUUGCCUCGGAGGCUGUUCUCCGAGAUCUUUCCCGCGUCAUUUGUGGAGCACCACGUCCACUGGUAUAAUAGUCAAAGUGAAGCUAUUGAGUUUCGGCCGGUGGAAAAGCCUUGGGAGGAGUCAAAUGCUAAUUGGGAACUUACGAGAUUGAAUUCCAAAUGGCGGCUACAAAAACAAAAUGUAUACCUUGUCGACAUUACCAGUACGACGGCAAUGGAGAUAUCCCGUAUCUUCUCUGCUCUCGAGAAACCCAAACAUCUUCACAUACUCAUCCAUCAUUCUGGCCAGCUCGAGGUGGAUCUACCGCGGCUGAGAAUCGGAUUUAGCAUCUCGGAAGAUUCCACAUCCAUCGAGUCCCGUCAAUUCCCAGGUAUGAUCGUCGACUCUGAGCAAUCGAUUGGAACGCUCGUUGGACUGCAGAGUAAAUUAGUGCUCAGAAAUAAACAGCAGCUGACCGAAAGGCUUGUUGUGAUUCCGGAAGGGCCGAUAUCAUGCAUUGAGCACAAUGGACAUGUGAGAAUCUCCGUGAAUCCUGAUCUGGUCCUUCGUGUCCAAGCAUAUCGUAUCGAUAAGCAUCUUGGAAAGCUGGUUGACAACGGAACUCUUCAGAGCAAGCUAUAUCUUUGUUACUUGCACGCACUGUCAUCUUACUGCCUACCCGACCCCUUGACUGCUCAUACAGGCACCGAACAAGCACUGAUGAUACUGGGAUCAGGUGCUGUGAGAUCGUUUAAUAUUCUCACAGCGGACAAUAUCAAGCUUCUCAUCCUACUUUCUCACCUCGCUCCAAAACAGAUCUAUCGCGUCAAGACCAACUCCCAAAUGAACAAUCUGAGUUUCCUAUCCAAGCAUCCCAAAUUUUAUACAUCUGUACAGGACUUCGCCACACAGAUGAGCCAGGAGUACAUGUUUCGCCCGGACCUAGCUGGCGAUUUAGACCAGCUUCAAGCUUUAGAUCACGUCGACCCUGAUUUACUCCAAAAAUACACAAUUCGCUGUUCGACUUUUCGAACUGCUGGCUUUGGUGCCGAGGAUUUCAUUGUGACAGAAGACUCAACUUACAAAGCAAGGGAACUGGCAGAGGAUAACACUCGACGUGACCGAGUCCUUGUGGCUUUGAAAAUGAUAAUGACGCCGUCUCCUGGACUUCCAUUCAAAGUGUCAAAAGACCUCUCACACUGCAUCUGGACAACGUUGCAACCUAAUGUGCUUGGCUCGAAUGGCCCUCUAGAAUUACGGGAAUUCCAAUUUCAUACAUCCUUGCUCACACAUACAUCAGAAACUCUAGGCAACAAUUGGUGUAAGCUGGAUAGUGUCAGGGUCAUGUUUGAAGGCUCUGGGAUAAACCGGUUCCAGAUCUUGAUGUGGCUAUCAACAGUUGCAUACUCUACACAUGUGGACAUGCAGUUCAUACAAGCAUUGGGUGCACUAUUGGCCAACAAGCUCUCGAAGAAGUUGCAGCCACCCUCGACGAAGAGCUCAUUUCAAUUAUUGUCCGGCUAUGCUCCAGAUUCCCACUUACUCCAAACGACCAUUCGGGCCAAUCGGUCUCCCAAAUGGGCAUCCCAAGCCGCAAAGGUCCGGUCAGAAAACUUGUUCUCUGAUAAAAAAAGAAAGUUCGAGGCUAAAGAUAGCAAACAUGUGGAACGAUUCGAGUCGAUUCUUACGAGUCAAUGGCCUUGUGCCAUUCCAAACGCUCCAAACACUUCAAGUGGCUGGCGUCUUGAGAGUUACUUUAUCGUCGAAAAUUCGAUGGAAAGUGUUCGGCCUCUAUUUGAGUCUUGGUACGACAAUCUUCAAUUUCGGAAAUAUUUGCAAAGUUUGGUAGUCGGUUUAUCGGCAUUGCCUGUCGUCCCAAUCAAGGUCCCAAGCAUAUACACUGCGACCACCGGCACGAAUGCUAUCAAAGCAAAGACUUUUCUCGGCACAGAAGGAUUCUUCAAGCAUACAAUUCCUUUAGUACCGAACUCUUUGCGCGAUCCGUUCGAUCUGCCACGCUCCUUGAUGCAUCGUGGCCAGCGAAAAUACCCGGACCUAAGGCUUCCAAGCUUCAUUGCCCAGCUUCAGAGUUCACCUAAAACUAGCAGCGAACAGCAUUAUAUUGAGGACUUGACGCGUAGUCUGAGCCUCCUAAAGUCUUAUGAGAAUGAAUCUGCUGUUUCGUUCAACGAAGACGAAAUGAAACAAAAGUUGGACGAGAAUCUUACCCACAGCCAAAAUCGUGUCAACGAACUUCACACCUCGAUCACUGAUUUAUGUUCAAAUCUUUCUGCGGCCGCGCUUGGCAUGGAUCCUGGAGCUUUGCUUCAUGCAUCGCCACGAGUAUCGCGUGUGGUGUUUCUUCAGCAGCUGACACGCACUCGGUGGGAUAGAAUCUCGGACAGCUGGCGCCAUCGAUUUCUGAAUUAUGCUAACGCAGUGGUGGAACUACAGAGGGCUGAAAGGCUAUCUGGAUACGGAGGUGAUACGAGUCACGUUGAUUUCCUCAAAGAGCUCAUCAAUGUUCCGCAUAAUGGUUGGAACCCAGAGCAGCAUCCGGAGUGGCUCCUUGUGGAAAUUGAGAGCGGCAUCGUUAUUCGCGAGGUACAAGGAAUGACUGCGCAGCGUAUGAUUAAACCGUCGACUUCGAACAACGCAGUCAUGCAACUAAACAUGGGCGAAGGCAAAUCAGCUGUUAUUGUCCCUAUAGUCGCUCUCGCACUAGCCAACGGAUCGCGACUCGUACGAGUUGUAGUUGCAAAACCACAAUCAAGCCAAAUGUUUGAGAUGCUAGUUUCCAAACUAGGUGGCCUCGUCAAUCGCCGACUGUAUCAGAUGCCGUUUUCUCGUGCCUCUCAACUGGACGUAAAGCAGAUUCAGACCAUGCACUCAAUGUACAAAGAGUGCGAGAAGGUUGGCGGCAUCCUUCUUAUUCAGCCUGAGCAUAUCCUCUCGUUUCAGCUGAUGGGCCUCGAGCAGAUGAUUGCUAAAAAGGAGUCUGUUGGUCGUGCUUUGCUUGAUAUCCAGCAUUUCUUCAGAUCCCACUCUAGGGACAUUGUCGACGAAAGCGACGAAAAUUUUGGAGUAAAAAUAGAAUUAAUAUACUCGCUUGGUCAACAGGUGACAAUGGAGCUAGGUGUUAAAAGGUGGAAGCUCAUUCAUCGGGUAUUGGAUUUGGUCGCACAUGUGGCAUGGAAAGUGAAAGAUAAGCUUCCUCGGUCCAUCGAGGUGGAUGACAGGCAUGAAGAGCGCUUCCCGAAGAUCAGAAUAUUCCAGCCUGAUGCCCACGCGAUGUUCUUGGAUCAAAUGGCACAUGCAAUAUGUGACAUGGGGGUUCCUGGCCUAGUAAUUGCUGGCCGGUCUCCUGAAUUGCGGCAGAGCAUCUUUGCUUAUAUCUCAAAGGCUGAGAUUUCUACCGAAGAAAUUUCUUCUGUAGAGAAAAGUCCGAUCUGGACUGACUCUACUACCAAAGGACUGCUGCUGGUUGCACGUGGUCUCUUGGCUAAUGGUGUUCUCCAGUUUGUGCUGGGAUCAAAACGCUGGAGAGUGAAUUAUGGCUUGGAUCCGAAACGACGACCUCAGACGCAGCUGGCUGUUCCUUACCAAGCAAAAGAUAAACCCAGCGCCAGGUCGGAGUUCAGUCAUCCUGAGGUCAAUUUGAUCAUCACAAGCCUGAGCUACUAUUACGGUGGUUUGAGCGACGAUGAUUUAUUUAUAACCUUCAAACAUCUGCUCAAAUCCCACCAGCCUGGAGAUAGAUAUAGAGAGUGGGUUAGAACUGCACCGAAACUAGCGGGUUCUUUCCACAAUUUGACGGGUGUAAAUAUAGAGGACACAGAACAGUGCACUGAAUCUCUCUUCCCGGGGCUUCGAUAUUCAAAAGGCGCCAUUGAUUACUUUCUAGUAAAUACUGUCUUUCCGGCGGAGAUGAAAGAGUUCCCCAGUAAACUGUCAGCGUCCGGUUGGGAUCUUGGUCAGCUCAAAUCCAAUGUCACAACCGGCUUCAGCGGUACUAACGAUUCACGUCAUCUUCUACCGGUCACUGUGGAGCAGUUGAACUCGCCAGAAACAGGACAUACCAACGCCCUCGUUCUAGAGAAUCUUUUACGCCCCGAGAAUUCUGUGCAACCCGUUUUCCAUUCAGAGGACUUGAUAGUCUCGGACGCACAGGUGAUCUUAUCGCUGGUAGUAGGGCUGGAUCCUCCAACCAGAGUGAUUUUAGACGUUGGAGCUCAAAUUCUUGAGCUUAGUAACCUCGAAGUAGCACGAGCUUGGCUCCAGAUGGUUCCAGACACGGAGGAGCGUCGGACACACGGUGCUGUUUUCGCUGAUGACUAUGACACGCUUUGUGUAAUAGACAGAGAGGGCCUCAUCGAACCUUUGCAAGUGUCUCCGUUAGCUCGCUAUCUUGAGUCCUGUUUAGUGUUUCUCGACGAGUCACACACACGUGGUAUCGAUCUCAAGUUACCAUCGGACUAUAGGGCUGCAAUCACCCUGGGACCCGGACUCACUAAAGAUAAGUUGGUACAGGCAUGCAUGAGGAUGCGAAAACUUGGGAACGGCCAGUCGGUUGUCUUUCUCAUGCCGGAGGAAAUCGAAAGGACCAUUCGAACUGUGACGAAAACGAGUUCUCCGGAGCUUAUGGUUGGCCAUGUUCUGGAAUGGACCAUCGCGGAAACCUGCCUAGAUCUCCGAAAUAACAUGCCCCUGUGGGCCAUACAGGGACGACGAUUUGAGACGCAGAAACCUUUCUGGAAUGAAAGCAGCGCAGGCUUUGGCUUAAGAGAACAACAGGCUAAGAAGUUCAUGGAAGUAGAGGCCCUAUCGCUAAAGCUCCGAUACCGACCACGAACGGCAACAGAGGAAAAAGCCUUUCGCCGGGACUCUGUAAGAAAUAAGAACUUGAAACAGAUCCUUGACAGAUGCGCCGCAUUCGAUAGCCAUGGAUUCAAUACCGUAACCUUACGAGAAGAACAAGAACGCGAAAGAUCGCGGGAGUUUGAUUUUCGCGAGGCCCAACGUGAAAUGAAUCUCAGAUCGGCCAAACCGCAGUACCACAAGGUUCACGAAGAUGUCAAGUCAUUCGUACAAACAGGAAUCCUAAACACAAAUUCGCCUGCUUUUCAGCCAGCCUUUAACACUCUCGCAUCUACUGCAGCUGCACAGUACUACGAUGUAACACGAUUCACUCAAGAUAUUUUUGUCACAGCCGACUUCGCGAGAACGGUUGUGCCUCAAAACCCGACUUUGACGGAGUUCGAAGAUAUUACCACAUUCUAUCGACCAGUUCAAUUUAUACUCACAAGCAAGGUUGGGAAACAGGUCCAACAUAUGGUCAUUAUCAGUCCAUACGAGGCCCAACAGCUCUUCACUUACAUCAUGAGCUUGAAGCUCGUCACUCUUCACUUGUACUCUCGACGAUUAAAUCUCGGCUUUCGCCCCCUAGAUAAUUUGGACCUCUAUACCAUUGGUACACCGUUAUAUGCUAAUACUCUGCCCAUACGCUCGAUCGUUCAACUCAAUCUAUUCUCUGGUCAGCUGUACUUCAGUUCAGUCAAACAUUACAGAGAAACAUGCAAGUUUUUGGGUGUGCCCUACCAAAUUGAAGAUACGGGUGCUGUUUCCAUCAUCCAACAACCAGAAAAAGUAGCUACGAGCACUGUUUUGCGUGCAGCUCCACGGGACAAUCCAGUCAAAUUCUUCCAAGAAUUUGUGUCAAACGUCCGAGGAGAUGGCAGUAGUAUAGAGUAUACACAUCUUGGUAAAACUCUUGAAGGUAUCUUAUUGACGGAAAGAGAUUUUGCAAUGGAUAAAAAUUAG
This is a messenger RNA of Glarea lozoyensis ATCC 20868, 11385 nucleotides long. Its product is annotated as Protein kinase-like (PK-like). The transcript is spliced from 7 exons. The record is from RefSeq and is a predicted model, not a curated record. Gene Ontology annotation, biological process: protein phosphorylation. Bases 1 to 11385 code for a protein of 3794 amino acids. Gene Ontology annotation, molecular function: protein kinase activity; ATP binding. Lineage: Eukaryota; Fungi; Ascomycota; Leotiomycetes; Helotiales; Helotiaceae.